AUGGGAAACCUGACGAAAAGCAGGAAGUGCUGGAGCUACAUUGACAGCAGUGUAGAUUUGUGUUUAUCUCUGUGUUUAUGACACUCUAGUGCAAAAACUUCAUGACAGAUAGCUUGUUCUUCUCAACGGAACAAAUAUAUAACACUUAACCCGCCGUCGGAUGAACAUUUGACCAAGGUUUGAAGGACCUGUGGAGAAAAUGAGUCGAAGCCGGAACCCUCCACAGAAGGGCCAGGGGGCCGCCAGGGCCAAACAGAUGGGACUGCUGCUGGAUUUGGCUCCUGACGGCGGUCUGGAUGACUCCGGAGGAAAUGAUGAGGAUCUGGAGGCGGAGCUUCUGGCACUGAUGGGAGGAGGAGGGAGGAGCGGUCCAGCCGGCAAGAGACCCGGAGGAAAAGCUCCGGUGCCCAUGGAGGACAUCGAGCGGAUGGCAGCGCUUUGUAUGAAAGACCUGGACGAGGACGGAGAUGACGAUGGUGAUUUGGAGAACGAUGCUGAUCUCUUGGCCGAGUUGAAUGAUGUGCUGGAAGACGAUGAGGAGCAAGUGGUCAGGAAACCUCCUCCGUCACCAGUGCCUCCUCAACGCUCCAGUGCAGCGCCCACAUCCCAGAAUGCACCUGCCAGCCUGGAGGCUCGUCUGCAAGAGCGCUUGGACAUGUACCAAACCGCCAUCACCAACGCCAAGGCCGCGGGGGAGACCAGCAAAGCACGGCGAUACGACCGCGGACUGAAGACUCUACAGUCCAUGCUGACAUCAGUUAAAAAGGGGAAGCCCAUCAGUGAAGAUGAGAUUCCUCCUCCUGUGGCCACUGGGGGAAACCCCUCCGCUGCUCCGCAGGCCGAGCCAAUCACAGAGCUAGAGAAACCAGCUCCAGCAAACACGCCACCGCAGACGGCCAACGUCAAGCCAGUCGCUCCGCCCAAACCUCAGCUGCUACAGCCUCCACCACAGAGAGUGACGGCCAUGACACCCGAUACACCCGCCAUAUCACCCCUCACACCCGGCCAGCCCAACACUCAGCACUCGGAGCUCAAAGCCGGUGUAUUAAGCAGACAGAGAGAGUAUAAGCUGGCAGCGUUAAAGGCCAAGCAAAGCGGGAACACUGAACAAGCCAAACAACUCUACCAAGUGUUCAAGAGACUGGACUCGGUGGUGGAGAGUGUUGACCGAGGGGAGUUCGUGGACCUCAGCUCACUGCCGCCCCCUCCUGGAGAUGUUGAAGUGCCACGCUCUGACCCUCCUCAGCAGUCCUCCAAACCAGCCGCCCCUCCUGCUGCACCCGCUGCUGCCCCAGACACAUCUGUCUCUGCUCCCCGGAGCGUCGCCGAGGCCUUACAGCAGCGCAUGGACAAAUACAGAGAAGCUGCAGAGAGCGCCAAGAGCAAAGGAGACGAGCGCAAGGCACGCAUGCACCAGCGCAUUAUCAAGCAAUAUCAAGACGCCAUUAAAGCUCAUAAAGCGGGACGGCCGGUGAAUUUGGCAGAACUUCCUGUUCCUCCAGGUUGUCCUCCGCUGCAGGGCACUGAGGGCGGCGAGCAGAACUUUAUGGGCGUCCUGGAGACCGCUAUGAAGCUGGCCAAUCAGGACGCAGAUGCAGACGCAGACGCAGAUGAGGAACCGCAGAAGCCAUCAGCUCAGCCUGCCGUUCAGAAAUCCAGAGCUCCCGCUCCUCCGAAAGCCUCGUCCGCUGCAGGGACGCCCACCGGCUCCACUAACACCCCCAAACUAGGAGGGAAAGCCCAGCAGCAGCUGGAUUUCCUGACCAUACGCCGACAGCAGUUCGUGAAGGCCGCGCUGCGCUCUAAAGAGAUGAAGGACAUGCAGGGAGCCGCUCAGCACCUGAGGAACGCUAAAGGACUCGAGCCCAUGAUCACUGCCGCCAAGGCCGGACUUCCUGUGGACAUCAGCAAGGUGCCGGCCGCUCCGGUCAGUGAGGAUGACUACAGACUGUCUCAUUCCCGCUCGUCCGCUCUGUCUCCGCGCUCACUCGAGCAGUACACUCAGCUGAUGGCACAGCUCAAACAGCAGCACGAGAAAUGCCUGGCGUACUCGCAGCAGUUCACUCAUAUGGGGAACGUAGCAGAAACCGCCAGGUUUGAGAAGCUGGCUGAGGAAUGCAUGAGUAAUAUUGAAGUGCUGAAGAAAGCUCACGCUAAAGGAAGAUCAGUUCCUAAAUACCACACAGAGGAGCGCACCUUCAACUCUGUCAAGAUCUUUCCUAACCUGACGUCCAGUGAGAUGGUGCUGACCAUCGUGAAAGGAAUCAACCUGCCCACUCCUCCAGGAGUCUCAGCCAACGAUCUGGACGCGAGUGUGCGCUUUGAGUUCCCGUUCCCCAGCGCCGAAGAAGCUCAGAGAGACAAAACCAGUACUGUGAGGAACACCAACUGCCCAGAGUUUAAGGAGCAGUUCAAGCUGAACAUCAAGCGAGAUCACAGGGGCUUUAAGAGAGUGGUUCAGGCCAAAGGCAUCAAGUUUGAGAUCGUACACAAAGGCGGUCUCUUCAAGACAGAUAAAGUGGUGGGAAGUGCUCAGCUGAAGCUAGAGGCUCUUGAGAACCAGUGUGAGAUCAGAGAGAUCAUUGAUGUGUUGGACGGACGCAAGGCGACGGGAGGGAAGCUGGAGGUGCGAGUGAAGAUCCGCGAGCCGCUGUCUGGAGUUCAGCUGCAGCCGGUGACGGAGAAGUGGCUCGUCAUCGACCCGCUCACACCCUCACCAGAGAAGGACAGAGAGCGAGAGAAGGACAGAGAGAGGGAGAAGGACAGGGAGAGGGAGACAAGCAGGGAAAAGGAUCGGCAGGCUCCUUUGGAUCCGAGAGCCAAACCUAGGAACGAUCACGACAGGAACUCUAAACCAAGCUCGUCUCCUCCGCAGUAUAAGAUGCACAGCUUCGGUCUGCUUCACCACGACAAAGAGAGGCUGGAGUGGAAGAUCAACGAGUGUAAGAAGAACAGACGAGACCCGUCAGAGCUGAUCAAGCAGCACAUGGACGUCUGUCAGAGACUGCAGUGGCAGAAAUCAUACCUGGAGAAACAUCCGGCAGCACUCACAGAAUAUGAAAAUGUGCUGCGGAAGUUUGUUCACGGUCUGUCAGAUUCAGUUAAAACGUUUUCCAGCCAAGGCAACAGGGAUGCAGCAAAAGAUGCCCUCGGCCGACUGAAGAUCGUGGAGAACGAGCUGGAGUCAGUCAGGAAAAAACGGGCCAUCAGAGAGUGACACGACUGUCUGCUUCUGAAAUCAUGAGAAUAGAAAUGAAUCCUGACGGAUAUAAAAGAGCUGCAGAGGGAAGCACACACACACACACACACACACACAUAUGCAAUUAAGCACCUUUGACAUUGCUGCUCUUCAUUACUCUGCGGUCCAGACCAUCAAAACUUUCCUCAGUUUGACGUCUGAAUGUUUCGAGGGAGAUCAAACUGAUCUCAGCUCAUGCAAAAAUAAUCACCAGUCAAACACUAAAGCAGAAAUCUCACAAAACACAUCAUUGGGGAGAUUUCCCCAAGCAAUGUUGUGUGUGUGUGUGUGUGUGUGUGUGUGUGUGUGUGUGUGUGUGUGUGUGUGUGUAUCACAUAAAUGAAAUAAGGGUUAUCAAAGAACAGGAUAACACACGGUCAUUCAUUCCCUCUGACAGUUGUAUGUACCUAACACUACAAAAGAGAAAUAGUUAUUUUAUUUGAAUCCAGUUUUGUGUCUGUCUUCUGUCUGAUAUGGCUCUUCCUAACCUCUCUUUCACAUAUAAACGCUGUUAAUCUGCCGUCUUUACAGUAGUCUGUGUCCUCCAGUAUUCCCAGAUUAGGAUAAUGCCACUGCACUGCUGUGAUAUGGGAAUAAUCUCAGCACUCCAGGGAAGAUGUUCAAGUGUGUGUUAGAAGGAGCAGAUGCUGAUAAUAUCCCACAAUCCUGGAUUAUCCGCACCCCGCUGCUUCGGGGGAGGAGAUGAAAUGGGGCUGUUUCGGGUGUGUUUCGGGUGUGUGUGUUCUGGGUCUGUUUGGUUUGAUAAGGUGGAAUGAGAGGUUUUGUAUCCGGGUGAUUCUGGUCAUUCAUAUGCUGAGAUCAGCAUGUUUCUAGGAAAGCUGUCGCCUCUUCUUCUGUUUCUUCUUGUCUGUUUCAGAGAGUAUCUGCUUUAACCCCUGACUGACACAGUCCAAACCUCUUGUUGUUUGUGUAGAGAAGAUCUCAGCAUGUGCAACAGUCAGCCAUUAUAUCAACCGUUUGGUUGCGGGGGUUUUUUUCUUUUAUUCGGCACACGAUCACCUCUUAGGAUGCUGUCUGAACCGUUAGCCUUCAUCAUCCUCGUUCACUCCAGCAUGUACAGAUCAGGUUCAUUAGGGUCUCUGAAGGCAAUCACUGCUAAUGUAUUAAUGUAUGUACUGAUUUCCUGACGAUGGGUCUAUUAUUUAAAGCUGCAUUAAUUUGUUAAUGUGUCUAUGGUGAAGGAUAUGAUAAUGCCUAAUGUAAUCAUUAAAAAUUAAAGAUGACAUAAAAAUUUA
Messenger RNA from Carassius gibelio (silver crucian carp), 4494 nucleotides. RefSeq names its product coiled-coil and C2 domain containing 1A (gene cc2d1a). The transcript is spliced from 29 exons. NCBI's taxonomy places the organism in Eukaryota, Metazoa, Chordata, Actinopteri, Cypriniformes, Cyprinidae. The record is from RefSeq and is a predicted model, not a curated record. Gene Ontology annotation, biological process: regulation of transcription by RNA polymerase II. Gene Ontology annotation, molecular function: RNA polymerase II cis-regulatory region sequence-specific DNA binding; DNA-binding transcription repressor activity, RNA polymerase II-specific. Bases 200 to 3217 code for a protein of 1005 amino acids. Gene Ontology annotation, cellular component: nucleus.